GCAUUUAAAUAUUUGCAGCCUUUUUCCACCAAAACCUAAAAAUGAUUGUCAGCUUUAUUUAAUGACCAAUAUUGCAUCAACAUCGUAGCAUAGCAUAGCAUAGCAGCGUAAACGCAAUCGAAUCUGCAUUCUCCACUCAUCCAUUUCUUCACCUGCAUCCACCAAACCAAACCAAAGCACACUCUAGAGUGAGUCAAGUUCAGACCCCUUCAUUUCCCUAAGCGAAAAAAAGUCUUCCCCAACAUGACAAGGGCAAAGUUUUAUCUCUUCGGUGAUUCCAUCACUGAAGAAUCUUUCUCAGUUGGUGGAUGGGGUGCUUCUCUCGCCCACCAUUUCUCUCGCACGGCUGAUGUGGUGCUAAGAGGUUACAGCGGGUACAACACACGGUGGGCGUUGAAGGUGUUGGAGAGGGUUUUCCCUGGGUCACAUGGCGUUGACGGUGGAACCGGAACAGCACCAAUUGCUUUGACUGUUUUCUUUGGGGCCAACGACGCUUGUGUUCCAGAUAGAUGUUCUGCUUUUCAACAUGUACCUCUUCAUGAAUACAAGCAGAAUCUUCACUCCAUUGUUUCCUUCUUCAAGAAGCGAUGGCCCACAACUCUUGUUCUCCUUAUAACACCUCCUCCAAUUGAUGGGGAUGCACGUUGUAGAUAUCCAUAUGUAGAAAAUCCACAGGGUCUUCCUGAAAGGACAAAUGAAGCUGCUGGUGAGUAUGCUAGAGCUUGCAUUGCUGUGGCAGGAGAAUGUGGAAUCCCUGUGGUUGAUCUCUGGACCAAAAUGCAACAGUACCCUGACUGGAAAAAAGAAUAUCUACGUGAUGGUUUGCAUCUUACUCAAAGUGGCAAUCAAGUUGUUUUUGAGGAAGUAAUCACAAAGCUAAGAGAAGAAGGCUUGAGUCUAGAAUCUAUACCAGUUGAUCUCCCACUUAUUGCUGAUAUUGACCCUAAUGACCCACUGAAGUCAUUUCUGUAGUAAUAGAAUGAUACAUUACAAAAGGGGUGCCUUUUCUAGGGGUUAUUGUGCCUUUUCUGUAGUAUUUGGAUCUUCCUUUUAUUGUAGCUAUUCUCUGUAGAAAACAAUGUGUUGGGUAAUGUCUAUUAUUGGCCUGUCAAAUGUUAUUUCUGUAAAGGAGUUUUUAAUUUUCUUCUUUGCUUGAAUGUGAAUGAACCAAUAUGAAGCGUUUGUACGUAGAAUGCUAGAUACAUAUUCUAUGGCCUCAGAAUUCACA
Molecule: messenger RNA, 1228 nt
Organism: Glycine soja
Lineage: Eukaryota; Viridiplantae; Streptophyta; Magnoliopsida; Fabales; Fabaceae
Product: GDSL esterase/lipase At5g45920-like
Exons: 5
Coding region: 244-972 (242 amino acids)
Molecular function (GO): hydrolase activity, acting on ester bonds
Source: RefSeq, a predicted model, not a curated record